Molecule: messenger RNA, 5941 nt
Organism: Panthera uncia (snow leopard)
Lineage: Eukaryota; Metazoa; Chordata; Mammalia; Carnivora; Felidae
Gene: TEAD1
Product: TEA domain transcription factor 1
Exons: 13
Coding region: 560-1858 (432 amino acids)
Biological process (GO): embryonic organ development; regulation of transcription by RNA polymerase II; hippo signaling
Cellular component (GO): transcription regulator complex
Molecular function (GO): RNA polymerase II cis-regulatory region sequence-specific DNA binding; DNA-binding transcription factor activity, RNA polymerase II-specific
Source: RefSeq, a predicted model, not a curated record
CCGGAGCGAGUUCGGUCCUGGCGUUCAUUUCAUUCCUGUCCUCAUUCCGAACAUUCUUAGCAUCGCUCGCGCCGCGCCGCGCCGCCCGAGCCGAGCCGAGCCUCUGCAGCCGCCGCCGCGGCCCCGCCGCCCGCCGCGGGCGCCCACCAAGCACUUUGCAGACUCGCUUCCACCCUGCGGGCCGGUCCGCGCGGCGGGGCCCGGGCCCGGGGCGGCCGCGUCCGGGGACAGGCCAUGCAGUGAAACCCCCCCACCCCGUCCGCCUUUGCCCGGAGCCGCGGGCAGCAGCCCAGUGCGCCCAGCCGGCCCCGGGGCAGGAGCGGUGCUAGGCAGGGGUGGGGUGGCCCGGCCCGGGGACCGGGAGCCGGGGAGGGAGCCGGGCACCGAGCUGCGGGCGGGGGAACCGGCGCCGAAGUUUGCCUCGGACUCGCCGGGCGCUGCGGCGGCUCCCUUCGCCGAGGUUUAUUUUCUUGAAAAGGCUCCAGGCUCCGGCUUGGAAAAUCCAACCGCCAAAAUUGAGCCCAGCAGCUGGAGCGGCAGUGAGAGCCCUGCCGAAAACAUGGAAAGGAUGAGCGACUCUGCAGAUAAGCCGAUUGACAAUGAUGCGGAAGGGGUCUGGAGCCCUGACAUUGAGCAGAGCUUUCAGGAAGCCUUGGCUAUCUAUCCGCCAUGUGGGAGGAGGAAAAUCAUCUUAUCAGACGAAGGCAAGAUGUAUGGUAGGAAUGAAUUGAUAGCCAGAUACAUCAAACUCAGGACAGGCAAGACGAGGACCAGAAAACAGGUGUCUAGUCAUAUACAGGUCUUAGCAAGAAAGAAAGUUCGAGAAAUUCAAGCCGCCAUUAAGGUGUCUAGUCACAUUCAGGUUCUUGCCAGAAGGAAAUCUCGUGAUUUUCAUUCCAAGCUAAAGGAUCAGACUGCCAAGGAUAAGGCCCUGCAGCACAUGGCCGCCAUGUCGUCAGCACAGAUCGUCUCGGCCACCGCCAUUCACAACAAGCUGGGGCUGCCUGGGAUUCCACGCCCCGCCUUCCCGGGGGCGCCGGGGUUCUGGCCAGGAAUGAUACAAACAGGGCAGCCGGGAUCCUCACAAGACGUCAAGCCCUUCGUGCAGCAGGCCUACCCCAUCCAGCCAGCGGUCACAGCCCCCAUUCCAGGUUUUGAGCCUGCGUCAGCCCCAGCUCCCUCAGUCCCAGCUUGGCAGGGCCGCUCCAUCGGCACAACCAAACUUCGCCUGGUGGAAUUCUCAGCCUUCCUCGAACAGCAGCGAGACCCAGACUCGUACAACAAACACCUCUUCGUGCACAUUGGGCAUGCCAACCAUUCUUACAGUGACCCAUUGCUCGAAUCAGUGGACAUUCGUCAGAUUUAUGACAAAUUUCCUGAAAAGAAAGGUGGCUUAAAGGAACUGUUUGGAAAAGGCCCCCAAAAUGCCUUCUUCCUCGUAAAAUUCUGGGCCGACCUAAACUGCAAUAUUCAGGAUGACGCUGGGGCCUUUUAUGGUGUCACCAGUCAGUAUGAGAGUUCUGAAAAUAUGACAGUCACCUGUUCCACCAAAGUGUGCUCCUUUGGGAAGCAAGUAGUAGAAAAAGUAGAGACGGAGUAUGCGAGGUUUGAGAAUGGCCGAUUUGUGUACCGGAUAAACCGCUCCCCGAUGUGUGAAUAUAUGAUUAACUUCAUCCACAAGCUCAAACACUUACCAGAGAAAUAUAUGAUGAACAGUGUUUUGGAAAACUUCACAAUUUUAUUGGUGGUAACAAACAGGGAUACACAAGAAACUCUUCUCUGCAUGGCCUGUGUAUUUGAAGUUUCAAAUAGUGAACAUGGAGCACAACAUCAUAUUUACAGGCUUGUAAAAGACUGAACAUGGUUAUUUAUAUAUAUAGACAUCUGUAUAUACACACACACACAUACACACACACACACACACACACACAUAUGUGCGCACACACACUCUCUCUCCAUUACUGAAUGACUGACUGUAAACCUCACCACACAGGGGGGUGCCCUGGCCCCGAGGUCACCCUGACUUUUUCUAAAUCCUGUUUGAGUGAAGUCAUUUUUCAUGUGUUCAUACUAUCAUCGUAGCUGUGAAGUUCUGGUACAGUUGUAAAAAGAGAAAUCGAGUUGUUUCUAUGUGUCCUUCAGAUCCACAGCCCACAAUUUUUUGGGAAGGAUGAACCUUAAGAACCCGGGUCUCAGUCUGUAGAGACCUGUUUCUAAUUGUGGUAGAAAAAAUUUGAGACAGAGCAUUUGCCAUGGGACAUUUACAGCCUUUAUACAAAUGUAUUUAGUUCUUUUUUUUUUUUCCAACAUAAAAUUCUUGUUUUAAGAUACAAGUAAAAUUAAUCUUUAAAUAUAAAUGUAAAUUAGUACACAAAACUAAGAAUCUUUAGACUUAUCUUUGUAACUAAUUAGGGUGGAAGUUAUGAAAGAAUGUAAUUCACUAAAUUAUUUUUUAAAUGAAACUUUCCUUUCUUUUUUGAAACCAAAUGUUAAAAUAUAGCCUUAAAUGCUUGGUAGAAAUAUUCUAAUGAGACAAAUUUGUACUUUUUUUUCCUCAAGGUUAAAACUAAUCUCUUAAUCCAUUAAACUCUUGAACAGGUAUUACAAAGGAAGAAAACUUCACCCCUUAUCCUUAACAUAUAUAGUAUAUUUAAGAAAUAUAAAAUUGUAUUGUACUAAUGUGAUGAUUAUUUAAUGAAAAAAAAAGAUGGCUCUUUUUGCAAUAAGUAGAUAAAUACUGAAAAUCUAAACGUACAAUGUUUAUAGUCUUGUGUGUGCAGUUAUAUUUUAUAUGGACAACCAAAUUUUUUAUAAAGAUGAGUAAAUGUUUGAACCACUGAAAUUUAAUAACAAAAAUUUUAAAUUGGCACGAAUACUGCACUGUGAGCUGCAAAAUCUAGAAAAUCCUGUGGCUGGGAGAAAUUUCAUCAACCAAACAAGUAAAAGGCUCAUCAGUUUUAGCAUCUCUGCUCCCCAGAAAACUUGCAAGCAUCCUCACCAGCCUGUGGAUAAAUUAUUUCUGGUGAACCAACAUGCAUAUUAACCUGCUGUAACUAUAUGUGUAUGUGUGUGUUUGUGUAUGCCUCUAUACACAUAUACAUGUGUAGUUAUUCAACACAUAUUUAUUGAACAUUUAGUGUCACUCAAUUUGCUAGGUGCUGAUAUGUAUGUAUAUCUCAAUCUGUGUCCAUAGAUCUAGCUAUAUUCUCACAGGACAUCCAUUUUCUCAACAUCUCUCAAUAAGUCAGAGUACUUGUUUGAGGUCUGAGAGGCCCAGCGCCCUCUGACUUUUUCAAACAGACUCAUUUGGGAGGUUCUCUUCCCAGGAGAAAUUCGACUUUCCGACCCAAAUAUUCCAAAGCAUUGCCCAGGCACAGCUGGUUUGAAGUGGCCAACAUGUCUUGGGUUAUUUUUCCAUAAGUGCUUCAUUGGGAAGGAGAGAGGGCAUACUCCCCAACUUCCCAGAGGAAAGUGACAUUUUUAUAUUUGCCAGGCAUAUGUUAACAUGGUGGAAUAAGUUCUGUAAGUCACGAACCUUAUUAAGACUUUUUCACUAAGCUGGAAAAUGAACACCCUGUUCUUUCACCUCCAAGUAACUUCCCCUCUUCCCUGUCCCACCACCUGCCCUGCUUGUGUAUUGAUUAGUGCCUGGUGGUCAUGAUCAUGAGGGUGUGGCUGGCUUGUGGCAGAGGGAAGGACAUUGGACCAAGCCUGACCUGUUCCAAACUCAUAUGCCACCGGUUCCUGGGAAGACCAGAGAAGAAAGUGCAGAAUGUUUCCCAUUUGGAACGCACAUCCCUCAUUCACACCAGUGGGAUGAGAUCUGUCUUCCCUCUGUAAAGAAACUAACAUUUAUUCUCUGAUUCUAAGUGGGCCUUGGAAGGAUUGGCCCCAGUUGUCCGUUCCAUCUGGUCUCCAGCCUAAGCAUUUAAGCUUCUUCCAUGGUCAUCAUACGUAAGGACUUCUCUUGGUCACCCCUCCCAGGGAUGCUUUUUUUGCUCCUGUCUCCUGCAUCUUUCCUCGAAGGAAACCCCACUCACCCAGGACCGGGACCCUACGGAGGGGUGUAAAUGACCUGCCAUGGCCAGAACCAUCCGAGAAUUCAGAGAGAGAGGCAUCAGAUUCACAUUCCCACCCAGGAAUGGGGUCUUUUGUGCUGCCAGGAGGGCUCCUGAGGGUUUACUUUUCAAAGCACAAACAGACCCCAGAAGAGCAGCUAGAGGGUGGUUCUGUUGGCUGCCGAGAAGGGCAGACCCCGGUCUGCUGAACUCACAGAGACAGGCUGGGCCCCUUAAUGCCACCCCGCCAAGUGCCCUCUUCCCCCAAAUGCCUUCGUGGUUGAGUUUGGGGCAUUUACAUGAACAUCCUUGAGGAUUGCUUUUUGCUCUCAAGACAUUUCUAAGAUCUUUAAAAUUUUACUUCUUGUCUUGUUCUUCUAAAACUUUCUCCAGGGCAGAUAUUUUCCCUAUCUUAACCACUGACCCAGUCACCCAAACACUUGGCCCUCUCUCCAUCUCUCUCAAAUUAGGUGCUGGGGUGGGAUUUGUGUAGUAACACCUAAUCCAGAUCUGUCUUUGGCCUUUCACCCUUAAUAGCAGAGUCUUCGCCCUUUAUAUGUAAAGCUUCCUAAACCAUAAAGAAGCCUUUCCACACCUCUGUCUUUACAGCUUUCUUUUGGGUACCAUCUAUCCUGGUGACCCUCUGCUACCAGGAUUGAGUCAGGGACAUCAUGUGCUUUUACUGGAGAAUUUGGAGGCUGAUUUACCACAGCUUAGACAGGGAGGCACUAAAGAACUAGACUCUGGUCUGUUGGCAUUUGUUUCCAUCUUAGCAGGAGACCUAAAAUUACAAUCAGGACUUUUUCAGAACAGGUAGAAUCCCAGAAGGCCUAAGCUAUGCCAAGCCAGGGUUUCUAAACCUCAACACCGGACAGUUUGGAACAGUUCCUUGUUGUGCGGGACUAUCCUGUGCAUUGUAGGAAGCUUAACAGUAUCCCUGGCCUCUUCCCCACCCUGCCUCAGCUGCCACAAUCCAGAAUGUCUCCAGACAUUGCCUGGUAUCCCAUGGAGCACAGCACUGCCCCCCAUUGAGAAGCACGGCCCUAGGUCUUACAGGUCACCAAUAGCAUAUUUGAGAUUUUCUGGUUUCCUUCCAUUUCACCCUUAGAAGAUUUGCUCUCCUGGGAGCCUUGUUUCAGGACAUUAAGAGGCAGGUAGGAAUAUUACUCAAAUGACAUCAUGUCCAGGUCUCUUCCAGUUCAGAGCUUCUAUUUCAGUGCAGAGUCUGUCUCGCUACAAAGUAUCCCUUCCUUCAUCCCUGGGGAAGUCGGGAGCAGCUGGUGGCCGUCGUGCGGAUAAUCCACUUGCACCUCUAUGUUAGGUGCAUUUGGAAUUUGAUCUUCAUGUUUUCGUGUACCAGCUUGAAAGGAAGUUCCGGCUAUUUUCAUGAUUCCUCAGAAGCUUAUGGGUCUCCUGAUCGAAGCUGUCAUCAUAUCAGUGAACUUCCUCUGGUCUUCUACAAUCUGCCCUACCUUCAGUGCCAUUGUUAGAAUUUAUGGAAGCCUUUGGAACACUUCUUUUCAUCUUUAGGGAUGGAGGAGAGAGGGACCAGUUCUGGAAGAGGGCUGAUAGGUUUUUUUUUUUUUUAAUUGAGCUACAAGAGGGCACAAUCUACCGUCUUUCAUUUAGCCGAUGAGAAAGUUGAGGCCCAGAGUGGAAGUGACCUGCUGAAAGUCACCCAGCUAGUUAAUGACAGAAUAAGGAUGAGGAGGCUCUGGGACCUUGUCACUUAAUCCUUGGCCUCUCCUGGUGGAGGUUGUUCCUCUCCGGUGCUCAAGGCUACCUGAUCCCUACAAAGGUGUGCACAAGCUCAGGUCAGAAGAGAGGGGGAAGAUUAAGAACCGUCCCCCUCAGCCAGAGUAAUAGCAUCCCCCCCCCCCCCC